GCAGUACACACAGGCUUUAUCUGUACAUGCAGUACAAGAACAUCGGGCAAAAAAGAAAGAAGAAAACAAAAACACGGUCCGGCUACGUGAAACUCUUUUCCUUAAAACGUGAACACUCAGCCACUGGCUUUUCCUUUUGUUUAUCCUGCCUCAAAGUGCUGUUUCCUCAGGCGUUUUAACCAGCGUGUACUUCCUCGCCUUUUUUUCAGGGUGGUCGCACACAAUCUUCCGAGAUCUGUGCUUGUUGGUCACUCUACCCAGGCAGCCGGCAAAUACAUUUGUUCACAUUUCAGAUUGGAAACUCUGGAUGCUGCAAGAUUUCGCAAAAAAAAAAAAAAAAAAAAAAAAAAAAAAAAGUCUUUAAUUUAAAUGUGUGUGCUAAUGUUUUAAAAGCUCGAGUCGUGUGAGUAUCCCUUUGGAAAUACAAGCCGUCUUGAAAAAACAAAACAAACAAAAAGACAUCUAGUACAGAAAUCACACGCCGUUUCUUUCUGUAUGACUGCUGGUGAAAAUACAUCAACCUGUUGUUACUGCUGUGGUAGAUGUAGGCACUGCAUUGCUGAGCAGUGAGCUACUUUUCUGCAGCGAACCAAAGGAACAAUUAUGCAUAAAGUUGGACCAAAGUUUUGAGGCCAAUCACUGCGGUAACAAAUACAUAUCAAAGUUAAAGCAGCUGAAGAAUUUUAAAGAAGUCCGUUUGGGAUUUACUGUUUCAAGUGGUUGCCAUCGAAAAUAAUAUCAACGUUCCCAAUGCAAUUAUCACUGCUUUUAGUAAUAGUUCUUGCGAACUAUUACCAUCAAGGCAUUGAAGCCCAAGGUGGAUCUAUAAAAUCUUUACGAUCUUCAAACAUAAGGCGGGAAGACAGCAAUCACCUCACAGACUUAUACCGGAAAGAAGAUACCAUCAUAGUCUCCGAGAAUGGCUACAUCCAGAGUCCUCGCUUUCCCAAUAGCUACCCAAGGAACCUUCUACUGACAUGGAAAUUGUUCUCUCCCGAAAACACUCGGAUACAGCUUGACUUUGACAGCCACUUUGGCCUGGAAGAACCGGAAAAUGAUAUCUGUCGAUAUGACUUUGUGGAGGUAGAGGAUGUAUCUGAAACCAGCACAGUUAUCAGGGGGAGAUGGUGUGGACACAAAGAACUUCCUCCUAGAAUCACUUCAAAAACUAACAAGAUAAAAAUCACCUUUAAAUCUGAUGACUAUUUUGUUGCCAAACCUGGAUUUAAAUUGCAUUACUCGCUUGUGGAUGACUUGCCUGCAGCAUCAGAAACUAAUUGGGAGGCAGUCACUGUCUCAGUCUCAGGACCAGCUGUGUUUUCUUCUUCAGUAACCGAGUCGCCUCUGACUGCUGCUGCUUUGGACCAGACGAUCGCUGCCUUUGAUACAGUAGAGGAUCUACUAAAACAUCUCAACCCAGAGAGCUGGCAGGACGACCUGGCUAGUCUUUACAGCGACACCGCGCACCACAGACCCAGAACCUAUCACCACGAACGAAAACAGAAAAUUGAUUUGGACAGGCUGAACGAAGAUGUGAAACGCUACAGCUGCACGCCCCGGAACUACUCUGUAAAUUUGAGGGAGGAGCUGAAGUUGACAAACGCCGUUUUCUUUCCACGUUGCCUCCUGGUACAGCGAUGCGGCGGAAACUGCGCCUGCGGCACAGAGCAUUGGAGAACAUGCACCUGCACAGCAGCUAAAACAGCUAUGAAGCUUUACGAGGUGCUGAAAUUUGCUCCAGAACCAGGUUAUUUCAGGAGAAAGAGCCGACCUAAGAGCAUGACGCUGGCUGAAAUUCACCUGGAACACCACGAGCAAUGUGAUUGUGUUUGCAACACCAAACCACCGCGAUGAAAGCACAAGCAAUGAGAAGUCUAUGUGACAUUUAACCUGUUCAGAUGGCCUUAUUUACCCCUGGCAAACAGACUUUGCUAUUGUGCUGCAUUGCAAAUGUGUACACAACUUGCUGUGCUUGAGUUAAACCUGUUGUUAAACUUGCAUCAUCUCGGCUGAAUGUUUUCUUUAGUGUCCUUUUGUGUAUUUGUAGCAUGAAUGUAGGACAUUUAAGUCCCCCUGUUUUGCAAGAUAAUCAAUGAAGCCAGUUCAGCUGGUGUUCAUUUUUAAAAUGAGAUCUUAGCCACAGACCAAGCAGCGUAGCAUAUGUCUAGUUAUACUAUAACAAAUAGCUGAUUAUUUCAUUGAGGGGUCCCAAUAUGUAUGCAGUUUACAUAGGGAAAUGAGUCUAAGCACUCUAAUAACACUCUGGAGUUUGUAUCUUAAUCAGCAACACAUGUCAAAAUAGUGUAAUAAACUGUUUAACACAGGGUUAAGUGUAAGGCAAACAAAUGGCAUGAGAUGAUUCAGUAAAUAAAGUUUGAAUACCAAGUGGAAUCCUUCACAAUUCAUUGUGUGCCUUAAGACCUUGAGGUAGUAAACAUCAAAGCAGAAUUAUGGUAACUGGCUGCAGAGACGCUGGCACACUGGGGGUAUUUACAUAGCUGUCCAUUUUAAUCUCUCUGGUUUAUUGCUGAAACAUAGAUCUGCAAAACAUAAUGUGAGCAUUUUGAAGUUAUAGGUGGUUUAAUAUAAAAUGCUGAAUUUAAAGCAUCAUGAAGCACAUUGUGGUUAAACAAUGCGCAUGUUGUCAUUGAAAUUUUAAAAUCUAAAGAUUUCCCAGUGACGCCUUAAUUGAGGUUUUCAGUUAUUUGUCCUUGGACCACAGAUGUUUAUGGAGCCAGUCUGCUUACAGUUUAACAAUGUGGGGGUCUGGCGUGUUAAUUUAGAAAAUAUUCGAAAAGCUUUUAUUUCUACAUCAAAUUCUACUGUAUUUGAUCCAAAAAUGGAUUAUUCCCAGUACCACACAAUUACGAAGCAGCUGCUCUAGGUAUCAAAUGAAUCAAUUCAAAUUACAGAUUCCACACACUUUUUAAAUGAAGAGCCCACAUAUUUUAGGAGCUUAUGUCAUAUUUGGACUGGCCUGCCUUGCAAACACAGUAAUUGUUCAAAUUGUUCCAAAGAUAACACAUUUGUUUUACAUUACUGCCUGGGAAGGCAUGGUUAAUGAAUACAGAAACUCAAACUAUGUCAAUAUAGCUAUUUAGGUUGCAUUAAAUACAGCUAAACAGGAUAAUAUAUAUAUAUAUAUAUAUAUAUAUAUAUAUAUAUAUAUAUAUAUAUAUAUAUAUAUAUAUACACACACACACACACACACACACACACACACACACACACACACACACACAUUUGGGAAGCUAGUACUUGUAGCUUAUUUAGGCAAUACAAUGUUGUAGGUGUGCUGUGUAAGUCCUUGAGUAUAAUAAACUGGAAGUGCAUUUUUAACAUACUUAAAAAAAUGCCCUUGUGUUUUUCAUGGAGCAAUGUCAGGAAAUUAGUUCUGUGCACCAUGGUUUAGUAGUUGUGUGAUAUUAUUUUAUUUCUUAAGUUCAGUAUAAAUAUUCUAACAAAAAUAUGUUGAAACUUUUUUUUUCAUGCAUUUGAUCUAGCUUUUUGUUUUUCUGUCUAAAUAUAAUUGAAUGAGUUGUGUACAGUUUAACAUACAACUGUCUACUUUGAAAUAACAUUGCUUUCCCUUCACUAGGAACAUUCAGCUUGGUGAAAGUGGUGUGAUAUACAGUAUUUAUUCGGCUUUUGUGUUGAUUUAUCCACAGCAUGGAUGUCCCUUUAUGCCAGUGUAACCAGAGGUCUUUUGUGAUACAGAACCAAUUCAUUUCUGAAUGUUUUAAUUCUGUCAGUCUCGCUUAUAACCAGAAGGGUUUUUUGUACUAUAUUUAAUGAGUUACAUUAAUGACAGUCCCUGCUGAAUCUCCAUUAAUUAAAGAGAAGGCUGUAACAUGUUUAACAGCUUCAGUUUUCAAGGCUUUACUUUGCCAGUCCAAAUCAUUUGUGUUGACGUUGGCUCCAAAUUCUGGCAAAAUAGGUUUGCCUUCUUUUGUUGUUUAAAAAAAACAAAAAAAAACAGCUAAUACACGAAAUACAAAAGAAGCCUAAUUGAGCAUGUAUCACCACAAGUUGUGUUCACUGUCUUGUUUACUUUGUAGCAUUCAUUUUAGUAGUAUUUAAUUAACAAUAAAUAAUUUAAGUUGUAGCUUUUAUUUUAAUAAUUACACUAUGUUGGUAAUGGAUGGUGUUUCCACUGCUUACUGUAUAAAGUUAACAAUUUGAGAGGGAUUUUAAAUCUUCAUUGUAAAAUCCAGGAAGGCUUUUAAAAUAUCUUUGUCUGUCUAAAUCUCUGUACAUUUUCACAUUUCAACUAUUGUUCUUAUGUUUGUAAUUAGUGCCCUUUGUUAUGAUUGAAUGUAAAGAUUGCUUAAGAAAGGGAAUAAGUUCAGGAUUAUUUUUUGUUACAAAAAUGCAAUAAAACCAACAUAUCGGA
Molecule: messenger RNA, 4393 nt
Organism: Polyodon spathula (Mississippi paddlefish)
Lineage: Eukaryota; Metazoa; Chordata; Actinopteri; Acipenseriformes; Polyodontidae
Gene: pdgfd
Product: platelet derived growth factor d
Exons: 7
Coding region: 751-1854 (367 amino acids)
Biological process (GO): platelet-derived growth factor receptor signaling pathway; positive regulation of cell population proliferation; positive regulation of cell migration
Cellular component (GO): membrane
Molecular function (GO): platelet-derived growth factor receptor binding; growth factor activity
Source: RefSeq, a predicted model, not a curated record